AUUUGCCUCCCUCUCCUCCUCCUCCUCCUCCUCCUCCUCUUCCCCUUCCACUAUACCCGGUGUAUUGCCCCCUCUCGGUCGGUUUAUCUCGUGUCCCACUGUCUCUGCAGACGAGCUGGAGGAGGAAGUGGAUGUGCGGACACUUGCUGCGCUCCUCUUUAAUGACCAGGACGCACCGCGGGAGCAGGGGAAGUAAGGAGAAGAGGAAUCACAGGGACGCACAUGGCUCAAUGACAUGAUGUUCCCACCCUUUUCCCCUCCCCCCUUUACCUCUCUUUUCCCCAUUUUCCUUCUACUCCUCCUUUUCCUCCCCUCAUCCCUUGUCUCCUCCUCCCUUUUCCACACCCCAUUGAGCUGGACUUCUCCUCAUGACCCCUGCUACCACCUAGAUGGGCGCCCACGUCACUGCCUGUCAGAGUUCAUCAACGCUGCCUAUGGGGUCCCAGUCAACGCUAGUCACUCGGUGCAAGGGCCCAAUCACGAUGGCAACAUCACCGCCCUGACCGACCUCCACAACCCUCAUAACCUCACCUGCUGGAUGGCUCGCAGAGGCAUGGACACCGGGGAGUGGGUGCUCUCCAUACCACUGGGCCGCCGCUUUGAGAUCACCUACAUAAGUUUGCAGUUCUGCCACCAGGGGGAACCAUCAGAUCCCAUUUCCAUCUCCAUCCUCAAGUCAAUGGACUACGGGCGCACCUGGAGGCCAAUGCAGCACUACUCCAGCGACUGCCUCACAAACUUUGGGCUGCCAUCGCAGACAGUGGCUCGGACCAGGCAUCAAGAAACAGAAGCUCUGUGCUCAGACCCUCGUCCACUGCAAAAGCAGAGGGGCGGAAUGGUGCUGGCCUUCUCAACCUUAGACGGACGACCGUCCUCACCCGAUUUUGACCACAGCCCCACCCUCCAGGACUGGGUGACAGCCACAGACAUACGCGUGGUCUUCCAUCAGGUGUCCAAAGUUGUCAAGACCAGCAGUUUGAAUAAACAGGAUGAAGCAGAAUGGCGUGACAGUGGAGAAGAUGACCGAAGCACUGGGCGAUUGGCCUACAAGGGCCGCACUGAAGGGCAGAUGAACAUAUUGAACACGGAUAAUACACUGCCAUUUUUUGACAGGCAGUCCAAACAAUCAGCGAUAAGAGGGAGGAACAAAGGAGAGAAGGUGGACAAACAUGGAAGGAAAAGUCACAGUAAGGGGUCUAGUCAGGAUGAAGAUGGCCACAAUGUGACCAGCAAAGAAGGGGGAGAUAGUUUUGGUACGCUCACGCAUUCAAAGAAAGGUGGGAAAGGGAGAGGGCGUGGCCUUAAGAGGGAGAAAAGUCACUGGCUACCUUGCCCCAAUGGCGACUGUGAUUGGACAGUGGAGGGGCAGCGUCAGGGCAACAAAGGGCAGGAACUGAGGAGGAGGCGGAACAAUAAUCUCAACACGAGGCAGAGUGCAAGGAACCUGCAGGUGGCUCUUCCCUCCACUUUUACCUCCCCUGCCCAAGCUCCUCUGGCUCUGUCGGACCUGCAGGUCGGAGGCAGAUGUAAAUGUAACGGACACGCUUCCAAGUGUCGCCGUGACGACACAGGUCGGGCAGUAUGUGUGUGCGAGCAUCACACAGCGGGGCCAGACUGUGACGUGUGUGAGGACUUCUACUUUGACCGACCCUGGCAUCGAGCUACACCCACACACCCAAACCCCUGCAUUGCCUGUGAGUGUAAUGGCCAUUCAAACAAGUGCCGCUUCAGCAUGGAGGUCUUCCAGCAGUCGGGCCGACAGGGCGGAGGUGUGUGUCUGAAGUGUCGACACCACACGGCUGGACGCCACUGCCAGUACUGCCAGAACGGUCACACACGCGACCACAGCAAGCCUCUGAACCACCGCAAGGCCUGUCAACCAUGUCAGUGCCAUCCUUUGGGAGCAGUGGGCCGCUGGUGCAACCAGACAUCAGGUCAGUGUCUGUGUCGAGAUGGGGUGACCGGCCUCAGGUGCAACCGCUGUGCCCCAGGAUACAAACAGGGAAAGUCUCCUCUACGGCCCUGCAUACGAAUUCAAGAAGCCGCUCCGACGCCUGUGUACCAGCCUCAGUACAGCAUAGCGGAGGAGUGUGUGUCGUACUGCCAGCCUUCUCAGGUUAAAGUCAGGAUGAACUUAGAGACCUAUUGUCUCAAGGAUUACGUGCUGAAGGUGCAGGUGAGAGGGAUGGAGCGUUCAGGUCCCUGGUGGCAGUUCUCCAUCGCAGUCCAAACUGUCUUCCGCACGGGGUCCUCCUCCCACGUUCGCAGGGGCCCACAUUCCCUCUGGGUCCCCGACCGUGACCUUGGCUGCGGAUGCCCCGCCCUCCACGUGGGUCGGACUUACCUCCUGAUUGGCGCAGAGGAAGGAGAGCGGGGCUGGGGCCCAGAGGAGAGACGCCUGGUGGCGGACCGCUCCACUCUGGCCCUCCAGUGGCGGGAACACUGGAGCCCCAAACUCCGGGGCUUCCGGGGGCAGGACAAGCGGGGCCGCUGCCCUCCAAAGUCCCCCGACAAGGACCACCACAGGGAGUCGUCAAAACCACAGUCAGGGUACAUCCCCCCUCACCUGCUGACUCAGAAAGACACUGACAAUGUGAACACACACUCUGCAAAAGUGGACAUAACUCACACGGACACACACGCUCAACCAGAAGGCACAGUAACCACCACCUCCUCCCCCUCCUCCUCCCCCUCCUCCUCCUCCUCCUCCUCCUCACACACCACACCUGCUCUGGUGUGUUCAACUCCACGUCCUGAAUAAAACUAAAUAUCUAUAAGAAGAGAAUUAAAAACAAGAUGACUGGGAGAAGAAAGAGUUGAAUUUACACGUUUGGCCUGAAGA
Solea solea (common sole) is the source of this 2842-nucleotide messenger RNA. It is a transcript of the gene ntn5, whose product is annotated as netrin 5. Bases 236 to 2761 code for a protein of 841 amino acids. Gene Ontology annotation, molecular function: protein binding. The transcript has 7 exons. The record is from RefSeq and is a predicted model, not a curated record. NCBI's taxonomy places the organism in Eukaryota, Metazoa, Chordata, Actinopteri, Pleuronectiformes, Soleidae.